This is a messenger RNA of Diceros bicornis minor, 4596 nucleotides long. RefSeq names its product vitamin D receptor (gene VDR). NCBI's taxonomy places the organism in Eukaryota, Metazoa, Chordata, Mammalia, Perissodactyla, Rhinocerotidae. The transcript has 10 exons. Gene Ontology annotation, biological process: positive regulation of transcription by RNA polymerase II; cell differentiation; multicellular organism development. Gene Ontology annotation, molecular function: zinc ion binding; nuclear receptor activity; vitamin D response element binding. Gene Ontology annotation, cellular component: nucleus. The record is from RefSeq and is a predicted model, not a curated record. The coding region runs from base 125 to 1411 and encodes 428 amino acids.
GGCGCCAGCAGCGCGGAGCAGCGUGCCCACCCGCCAGACCAGAGUCUUUUUGGUUGGAAGUGUCCCGGAGACCUCACAGAAAGGCGCCCAGGGCUGGACUUACCUGCCCCCUGCUCCUUUAGGGAUGGAGGCAAUGGCAGCCAGCACUUCCCUGCCUGACCCUGGUGACUUUGACCGGAAUGUGCCCCGGAUCUGCGGGGUAUGCGGAGACCGAGCCACGGGCUUUCAUUUCAACGCUAUGACCUGUGAAGGCUGCAAAGGCUUCUUCAGGCGAAGCAUGAAGCGGAAGGCGCUGUUCACCUGUCCCUUCAAUGGGGACUGCCGCAUCACCAAGGACAACCGCCGCCACUGCCAGGCCUGCCGUCUCAAACGCUGCGUGGACAUCGGCAUGAUGAAGGAGUUCAUCCUGACGGAUGAGGAGGUGCAGCGGAAGCGGGAGAUGAUCCUGAAGCGGAAGGAGGAGGAGGCCUUGAAGGACAGUCUUCGGCCCAAGCUGUCCGAGGAGCAGCAGCGCACCAUCACCAUCCUGCUGGACGCCCACCACAAGACUUUCGACCCCACCUACGCCGACUUCGACCAGUUCCGGCCGCCAAUUCGCAGGAGUGAGGGUGGAGGGAGCUAUUCCUUAGGGCUCUCCUCAAGACACAUGCCCAGCUUCUCCGGGGAAUCGUCGUCUUCCUCCUGCUCAGAUCACUGCCUUGUCUCUCCAGACAUGAUGGAACCAACCAGCCUCGCCAACCUAGAGCUGAGCGAAGAAGACCCAGAUGACCCCUCUGUGACCCUGGGUCUGUCCCAGCUCUCCAUGCUGCCCCACCUGGCUGACCUGGUCAGUUACAGCAUCCAAAAGGUCAUUGGCUUUGCCAAGAUGAUCCCAGGAUUCAGAGACCUCACCUCUGAUGACCAGAUCGUGCUGCUGAAGUCAAGUGCCAUUGAGGUCAUCAUGUUGCGCUCCAACCAGUCUUUCACCAUGGACGACAUGUCCUGGACCUGUGGCAGCCAGGACUACAAGUACAGUGUCAGUGAUGUGACCCAAGCCGGACAUAGCCUGGAGCUGAUUGAGCCCCUCAUCAAGUUCCAGAUGGGGCUGAAGAAGCUGAACUUGCAUGAGGAGGAGCAUGUCCUGCUUAUGGCCAUCUGCAUCGUCUCGCCAGACCGUCCUGGGGUGCAGGACCCUGCGCUGAUUGAGGCCAUCCAGGACCGCCUGUCCAACACACUGCAGACCUACAUCCGCUGCCGCCACCCACCCCCGGGCAGCCACCAGCUCUACGCCAAGAUGAUCCAGAAGCUGGCCGACCUGCGCAGCCUCAACGAGGAGCACUCCAAGCAGUACCGCUGCCUUUCCUUCCAGCCUGAGAGCAGCAUGAAGCUCACGCCCCUCGUGCUCGAGGUGUUUGGCAACGAAAUCUCCUGACCAGGGCAGCCUGUGGUGGCGCCUGGGUGGGGCUGCUCCUCCGGGGCCAUGAGCUGGGGCCUGGGGCUGGCUGCUGCCCAGCAGGCCUUCCUGCCCCCUCUGGAGUUCAGUCCCUCCUCUCCAUCCUCCCCUCCUCGCCUGGCCCAUCCUCUCUCCUGCCCACCCUAACACCAGGUCCCCCUUUCCUGCAGGCCACAGGCUGCCCCCAGUCCCUUAAGACCUCAGUCAUGAAGAGUGGCUGUUUAUUUGACCAAGAAGCUCAAGUGGGGGCAAGGGGAAGAGGGCAGAGGCUGAAGGCAGGGCCUCGCCUGGGGAUGCCCCCAUCACUCUAGAAGUGGCUGCUGGCUGGUGCCGAGGGAACAGGCAAGCAGGAGAAACACACCCAUUCCUCAGGGACAGAGAAACCCAGACCUCCCCCUGCUCCAGGCCCACCUGUCCAGAGCCUGGGGAGGAUCUCCCCCCAUCCCCACCCAUGAAAAAUAACUGGCCACAACCCCACCCCACCCCCACCUCAUCCUGCCACCACUCUGUGCUGUUCUGUCCCAGGGCAGCUUGCCACAAUGGGGCCUUCUCCUUCUGCUUCCCCAUCCCAGGCCUGUCUAGGACACUCACUGCCAAGGAUGGACAAAAACAAGAUGACUAAGGUCACAACUCCCCCUCACCCACCUCUAUUGGCCAAAAGGCACUUGCCUAACCCCUCAGUGCCCACUUUAUCCCAUUGCCAUAGUAGCAUUCUCCUUGGAAGUAGCUAUGGUAAGGUGGGCUUUCUCCCCAUGCCUGGGGCCACUGGCCCAGAACCCACCUGCUGAGAGGCCCAAGGAGGGAAGAAAGCAGGGCCCAGGUGGUGGGGGACAGACAAGCUAAGCCUCACAGAAGAGUAGUGGGUGGUGGCCAUAGCUGUCCCUAUCACCAAGCCCAGGGCUCCUCUGCCUGGAUCUAAAGGGUUGAUUGAAGUGGGAGCUCUCCUUCCGACCACCCAUGUGGCAGGACUGAGUUGCGUCCAGGUUGCAGUGAAGCAACAGGCACCAUCCUCAUUCUCACCCUGCCAGCUCCUUAUCUCCCACCCCGGAGAGAGAGGACCUGCCGCAGGCUCCAGAGCCUCGCCCGGCGGCCGCAGUCACUGGUGUGGCCUCGCCCUGGGAUGGCCAAGGGUAAUCCAGAGAUCGGCCCACUAUCCCAAGCACCCCACAGUGUGGAGAAGCAGUGCCUGCUUUGCUUACCAGCAGGGGCCACGUCUUCUCCACCUGGCAGGGUGGGAGGGAGGAGAAGAACUUCCAGACCCAACAGCCAAGUCAUGCUCCCCCUGUCCACCCAGAUGUGGUUCCAAGACUGCUGGUCCCCAGGGAGAAGCAGGAGCUAGUGCCCCAGCCCCUCACAGUGUGGGUGGAGGGAGGAGAUUGGCCUCUGGUGUCUAGUCAGAGAGAGCAUCUAGGGGUGGAGCCAUGUGGGGCUGGUUCCCUUCUUAUUCUCACUCUACCACCCCAAAGUCAGAAGGGGCCUGUGGGGCAGGGCAGGGGUGGAGGGUCCAUAACUGCGAACUCAGACCAGUCCAGGAGGUGGGAACUCUCGUCUGUUUACUUGGGGGUGGGGAUCCUUGGUGAGUGAGUGAGUCGUAGGUGUGUGGGACCAGCACAGAGGGGGUUCUUUCAGGAGGCAUAGAGGUCUUUCAGAUUGUUGCUUGAGUUUGGGGAACACAUUGCAUUUGAUGUCUCCACAGGAGGGAGUUAAUGUCCGUAGGAUGCCCCCUCCACCUGCGUCUGCUGUUCCCUGGAAACCCCCAGAGCAAUCCGACGUAGCACUGCAAAGCCCACCUGGCCCAGUGUUUCUUCAGGUGGAGAAACACCUGACAGCCAUGGUCCUUAGUGCAGAAUACCAUCCUUAUGGCUGAAUCUUACGUUUAUUGAGCAUGAGUUAUUUCCAGAAUCAGACUCCAUUUUGUACUACGUUCGUAUAUAGUGGGUGGUAGGGACCACUGGUGAAGAGAUAUUUAGGAAGGGAAAAACUUACAUGGUGAAAAUUCUAUACAUUCAUUAUUGUUGUUGUUAUUUUAUAAAUUAGGGACAGACCUUUGUUAUUUGAUUUUAGCUGCAGAAUAUGUUGGUCCAGCUUGCUAUUCAGUGGGAGAAAAGGCUUGAAAAAUCGCUAAACUAGUUCAACCCCCUUGUUAAAGAAAACUGACCCUGAGAGGAGGGCGUGACACACUCAAGCCCAUAGAACUAGUUAGAAGUGACGCCACGACCGGACCCAGACUUUGGACUUGGAUUCAGCGUGCGGUUCACUAGACCACACUUGAGCUCCGACCCCAUUUCCCAUUCCCCAGGGGCCUGACCUGGUCCCUUGGCGGAAGCUCUGGAUUUUAGACAGAACCAGUGUAGAUCCGGGACCCCGCCUUCCUUCCCUGGAUUCUCACCCCGCUGAUGCAUCAGGAGGAGGAGGGACACCUCAGCCUCAUCUCAAUGUGAAUCGGACCCCCACCCCCAACGUGGCCCUGGUCGGAUGGGGUCUCUGCCUCAGCCCUGUGUCAUGCUGUUGCCUUAUCAAUAAAGUGCAUUUGUCUUUGUAAUGUCUCCACCUUCCCAGCUCUCCCUCUGGUGCUGCCUCCUCCUCGGGACACACAGAGAACACCAGUCACUCUGCCCUGGGGUCCACAACAACCCAGCCCACUCCCCAGGGAAGUCGCGGAGCUGGGAGGGAAGAGAAGAGGAAAAAUGAGACUUCACAGGGCUGAAUUGGGAGAAAACCUUGUCAUCUGUUCCAUUCUAGAAUGAGAGAAUGUGAAGGUAGACAUUUACAAAUCUAAAACUCUUAAAGUAUAUUAUUGGAAACCUGGGAAAAUGUGCACCGAAAUGCCAAGCAAACCAGAUUCCAGGACAUAGGAAAAUCCUGCUGGCUGACUGGAAGCAAGUCGGAGAAUCCGAGUGAGGCCCACAGAGAAGGCUGGAAAGCUGGGACUAAAGCAGCAGCAGAGGGCUGUACAGAGUGCCUCCUAAGUGGUUUCCAAAGAGGAAAAAAAUUUGCCAGAAAUUUGCCCAAAAAACCAGUGCAGAAAGCUUUGCUUAUGGUUAUAAGAAUGGCUUAUACUUGCACAGCGCUUAGUUUGUGGCAAGUCCUGCUGUAAAUAAACGCUUUAUGCAAACCAACUUGCUUUAUCCUUAUAAGGACCCGAGGGGAGAUGGACUGCUACU